UCUACGAAUUUUGUUUCACCCUUUCGUAAAGUGAGCGGAACUCCUUCAUAUCAUGCGACGAUCGGAAGAUGAGCAUUUCUCUUUCGCCUGCUUUCAGCAGUGUUGCGCCUUGUUCAAUGAAGAUGUUCCGAACAUUAUCCCGAGUGGGAAUGGCAGAUGGGCAAACCCUCGGCUCACGUUCAAGAAAAUAAGGGUAUUCUCCAAAGCUCGUUUGGGUCCUGUGUUAUAGCGAAACGCUGGAAAAUCACCCGCUUGGGGUCGGUUGAAGUGAAGGAUACUUUGGUGGUUGGGCGCGAUCCGAGGCCCGUGUGUGUAGCCAAUAAGAGGUGAUGUUGGUCCGUGUGACCGGCGGGCCGUAGUGUGCUGGAGGCCUCGAUAACGCCGCGGAGUCCUGCGCUUUCUUGGGUGGCGUAUCGUUAGCUGUGAGCGUCGCCCUGUCAGUACUGCAGUACACGUAGAUCUACGGUCGCUGGGUCGAUGGCGGUCUCUGCGGCUAGCUGCACUCUCGCUCGCUCGGUGUUCGUCAGCUACUUUCCCGAUCCGACAUCUGACCAGGGUGAAGAGAAUCAGAGGGAACGCAUCAAACAGCAUCAGCAUGAUGUUCAUCAGCUAACCGAGUUCCUCAUGGCACAUGGUGUCAAAUGCGAGGUUGAUCAUCUUACGCAUGCCUUCACCUGCACAGACGACUGGGUAGCGUGGCUGGAGGAAUGUUUGACACAAUGCGACUAUACUCUCAUGCUCGUCACACCAGCAUACUGCAAGCACUUCUCCGCCCGGUCUACAGGCCCACCUUCCAUGGAGGGUUUGUGCCAGCAUCCGGAGCUGUUCAAUAUUCAAUUUCGUAUCAUACGAUCAGCGUUGCUAGGCGCCAAUGCGGCAAAGCAGCGCCGGUUCAUACCGGUGUUCCUCGGAAAGACAAUUUGCAAGAGAGCAGAUCUACCAAUUAUGCUGCAAGGCAUGACAUCAUACCACCUCAAACUACCAUUGGCAUUGCGUCAUUGUGAGGAGAGUCCAUACACGGACACUGAUCGUCUGUACAAUCGAAUCACGGGCCAGAAAGCAGCAGCUGCACCAGAGCUCGGCCAUGUCAGGAAAGUGGCAGUGAAACCGCGCGGCAGGACGCUCAAAUCCGCACUCAACCAACCUUCAAGGCCGCCGGCAGCAUCAGCAUCAGCAGAAACAGUAGCUAUUCCAGCGGUGGUGGCAACAUCCACACCGAGUGCUGUUGUGGUGGGGACGGCAGUGCAUUAUGACGCAAAGCUACCAGGGAAUGUCAGUACAACAGCAUUGCCAAGCAGAGCCGCGGCUGCUGCCACCACUGCUGCUCCACGAGGUGACGUUAUCAGCCGCCUGCAGAGGAUGGCAGUGGCACCGUUUGACGCCACGGCUAAAUCAAGUGAGAGCUAUCUGAAUGAAGAUCUCUCAAGCAGGGGUGGUGACACGACCGCCAUCAGCGACAGUGCGUUUGAAUCAUGGCAGAUGGGAGACGGAAGCAUGCUGGCGUACGACGCCAUACCCAGCCGUGAUGUCCUGGCGAAGUUUGCCUGGCACGUCCCACAGAGCAUGAACUGGAAGGCACUGCUGAAAAUACUCGGCGUGAAUGGCAUGCAGUUGCGCAAGAUCGCUCUGACGAGUCCUGCAGACUGGCACGAUCAGCUCGUUCAGGCGUUCCUCUUCUGGUUGGACAGUGGCGCAAGUCGAACAUCGUAUCAUGUGCUAGCAUUAGGGUUGGUACGCUGUGGACAGACUGAACUGGUGGAACGGCUGGCACGCUCCCUGGACAAUGCAGUACAGCAACUGCAAUAGAUCAACUGGCAACAACAGCAGGGACACCAGAAGUAACAGCAUCAGCACCACCACCAGCAGUAGCAGCAGCAGCAGCAGUAGCAGCAGUAGUAGUAGCAGCAGCAGCAGCAGCAGCGGCAGUAGCAGCAGCGGCAGCAGUAGCAACAAGCAGCAGCAGCAGCAACACUACCAGCAACACAAGAGCCACAGUGACAGUAGUCGCUGUAGCAACAGCAGCAACACCACCAGCAACACCAGAAUCUAAAGUGACUGUAUCUACUGCAGCAGCAGCCGCCCUCAGACACAGCUGCAGCUACGUCAGUACAGGUCUACUCUCCAUAUAACGUACUCUCAGGGACCACGCAAACAUUAUGUUAUAUCGAGAGUUAUGUUAUGUAGAAAACCGUGGGUGAAAUACAAGAUGCACCUCAAAAUGAAGGGUAUUACAAGGCGGGUUCAACCGUGCAAACAUAUACACACUGUACCACCAUCGACAUGAGAUACCAUCAAUGCCGCAGAAUAUGUGCACAUAGGACUAAACUGGCUAGCUACGGCUACAGCUUGAUUGUACCGCGCACGUGAAUCUACGUUGUAUCGAGAGUGUACACGUCGGGGACUGCGCGUAUGGGUGCGUUAUGCCGAGGUUUAGGUUAUGUAGGACUAAACUGGCCUAAAGUCUGCCUAGCUACAGCUACCGCUUGAUCAUACCAUGCACGUGAAUUUAUGUUGUAUCGAGAGUGCGCACGUCGGGGACCGCCGCAGCGUGUGUUAUGUCGAGGUUUAUGUUAUGUAGGAUUAUGUUGUGUAGAACAAAUUUUGUGUGGGAGUGAUGCUGUUUCGGCGCGGGAUUUGAUUUUUUUAUGUACUAACGAGGUUUAUGUACAAGUGAGAGUUGUUAUAUCGAGAGCAGACCUGUACCCAGAACACCGGCACUGCAAUGAUUGAAACCAUACAAGCACCGACAA
Messenger RNA from Sycon ciliatum, 2750 nucleotides. RefSeq lists its product as uncharacterized. The record is from RefSeq and is a predicted model, not a curated record. Gene Ontology annotation, biological process: signal transduction. Bases 478 to 1806 code for a protein of 442 amino acids. The transcript is spliced from 7 exons. NCBI's taxonomy places the organism in Eukaryota, Metazoa, Porifera, Calcarea, Leucosolenida, Sycettidae. Gene Ontology annotation, molecular function: protein binding.